This is a messenger RNA of Arthroderma uncinatum, 1635 nucleotides long. RefSeq lists its product as uncharacterized. NCBI's taxonomy places the organism in Eukaryota, Fungi, Ascomycota, Eurotiomycetes, Onygenales, Arthrodermataceae. The record is from RefSeq and is a predicted model, not a curated record. Gene Ontology annotation, molecular function: protein serine/threonine kinase activity; ATP binding. The transcript has 6 exons. Bases 1 to 1635 code for a protein of 544 amino acids. Gene Ontology annotation, cellular component: nucleus; cytoplasm. Gene Ontology annotation, biological process: protein phosphorylation; intracellular signal transduction.
AUGACAACCCAGGCCCGGAAUCAGGUCAUCAACGCGCCAUCAGACGAGGCUCCCCGCAACGCUACAUCAGUCUUUCUCGCCGGCACCACCAGCAGAGUCGACGCUCGCGACUGGCGUGAGGUUAUAUGUACCGCACUCUCUGACACGCCCGUGACAAUCUAUAACCCCUACCGCGCUGAUUGGGAUAGCUCGUGGCGCGAGGACAUCAAUUUCGCUCCCUAUCGCGAACAGGUGGAGUGGGAGCUCGAAAAGCAGGAGAGGGCCAACAUUGUCGUUGUUUACUUCCACCCGUCUACCCAGGCACCGGUCAGCUUGCUCGAGUUCGGGCUCUGUGCGCGGACGCCAGGAAAGGCCAUCGUUGUCUGUCCCGAGGGGCGAGAGUAUGCCCGGAUAAUCAACAGGCCGGAUGAGCUCGAAAAAUGUCAAGAUCGCGCUUCAAUGCUUCCAUCCUCAACGAUGUACCGUUCAAUUCCGGCCCUCCUUGCGAAGAACAAGCAAGUGAUCAUAAAAGGGAGCGAUGUUUCGUACCGGGUCCUCAAAACACUGGGGGACUACAACUUUCAGGCUUCAAUUCAGGAAAAUGAAAGCUCGCAGACCACUCCAUCACAACCUAAAAGUGUAAAUCCCUACAGCUUGGUGGUUAUGAAGACAGGACUUACUCCCGCCCUAUACCAGCGAGAAUUGGAUUUUUACAAAUUAAAUUGCAUUCGCUCUUCCCCCUAUAUACAGCCGAUUCGAGAGAUCAUCGAUAAUGAGGAGGACAGAUGCAUGGUAUUCGAUUCCAUGGGCUGUCACCUUCCGGCAGCGAGGGAACAGAUGUACGAACGGGGUCCUGUAUUUAUAGCAGCUCUAGCGAAGUCACUCCUCGAAGCCGUCAAGGUAUUUUCAGAUAUGGACGGGAAGGGUCCCCAUGUGCAUACAGAUAUCCAACCAUAUAAUAUUACCGUCUCAGAUGCCAAUGCAUGGAAUCUCUCGAUUAAACUAGGAAACCUUUCAAGGAUGAUUGCUUCUGGGAGUAUCGCCCCCUUCCCAGUACAGAGGCGUUCGAUUCGGGCUCCUGAGAUUUGGAAAGGAGGGUUGGUCACACCCGCUUGUGACGUUUGGUCUGUUGGCGUUUGCCUAGCACAAGCCCUUAUACCUCCAACCCGACCACUCUUUGGGAACCUGGACUUCGUCGGUCUUCGUGGGUUUGCUUAUAUUAAAGUAGAUGAAGCUGCCUGGUGUAUUGGCAAAAUCAUCCGGCUUCUUGGCCCUCUAAAACGAGACGAGUUACGAAAACAUAAGGAAGAAUUUGAUCUUGCGGAGACCCUAGCGGAGAAUGGGAGUUUCGAACUUGGCACUCUUGAAGAAGAGCUUGCUAAAAUCGAUCUUCCUCCAGAUUGCAUCGCGUUCAUUCGAUAUCUUCUAGAUACAGACCACACGACGAGGCCUACAGCGAAGGAAGCACUACGCCAUCCGUGGCUUAAGAUUGCGGAUAAAAAGCCCCCAAUAUAUGAAGCGUUUGGACAAACGGAAGUCGACAUCAACCCUGCUGGAUUUACCGGGCAAUUUGAAAGCCACACCUCGCACUGUAUCAUCAUAUCUCACACCCUUAUCACCGAAAUGUUCCUCCCCCAAAUGACCUUACCCGAAUAA